AUGCUAUUUAAAUCAAAAAGUGUCCCCCGAGUAUAUAGAAUUUUUUUUGACAGGAAUUAUGCUAUAAAAAUAAGUGGGAGUGCUGUGGCUGCGUCUCAAAAGCUCGGCAACCUACCUCUUUUGAAGGUUCCACCACCAAGAAUAUUAAAAGAGCACCUUGAUGAUUAUGUUAUCGGUCAAGACAUUGGAAAAAAGGUUUUGAGUGUUGCUGUUUAUAAUCACUACCUGAGAAUCAAUGACAAGCAUAGAAAGCUUCAAUUACAAAGAAAAAGGGAAAUGCUGAACAGGGAACAAGAACAAAAAAAAGACGACGAGAACGAACCAAUCGUAGCUAGCAGCAGUGAAUCGCAAGCAGGUUUGAAAAAUUUGCAGAGUCAAUUUGAAUUUGAUUUGUCUAAGGUAGAUGAAGAUUUGGAAUUGAGCAAGAGCAACGUACUCAUAGUUGGACCAUCGGGUACUGGAAAAACUUUGCUAGCAACAACUUUGGCAAAGGUGCUAGAUGUUCCAAUUGCUAUAACAGAUUGCACUCAAAUGACACAAGCAGGCUAUAUAGGCGAAGACGUGCAAGUUUGCAUAGAGAGGCUUUUGAUCAAUGCAGAUUACGAUGUCGCAAAAGCUGAAAGAGGUAUAAUCGUCUUAGAUGAAAUAGAUAAGCUCGCCAAACCUGCAGCCAGUAUUGGUACAAAGGAUGUGUCUGGAGAAGGAGUCCAGCAGUCAUUACUUAAGAUUCUGGAAGGUCACAAGGUAGAGCUCACUGUUAAGCGGCCAGUGAAAAUCAGUAAAGAUAACAAUAACAAUCAGGCAACUUCUAAAAAGGACGAAUCGUUCACUGUAGAUACUUCAAAUAUUCUAUUCAUGAUCAUGGGUGCCUUUAUAGGUUUGGAUAAACAUGUGAAAGCUAGAAUUACCAAAUUACAAGACAAUAGCAAAUCCUCAGGUAAGUCGUCUGAAAUCGAUAAUUCCCAGAACUUAAGAUUUAGCAAUAAAGUAGAGGAAAUUGAGUUACAAAACGGGAAGAAAACGUGUGCGCUAAACUUGGUGACUCCUUCUGACCUUGUUACUUUCGGACUAAUACCAGAACUGAUAGGAAGAGUUCCUAUCAUCACGGCACUUGAACCGUUACAAAAAGAUGAUCUUUACCAUAUUCUGAGAAAGCCAAAAAAUGCACUACUGGACCAAUACGAGUAUAUAUUUCAACAGUUUGGGGUCAGAUUAGCAAUAACACGCAAUGGACUCGAUCAUAUUGCUCGGUUAGCUUUGGCAGAAGGGACUGGGGCAAGAGGACUUAGAGGCAUUAUGGAAAGGCUUCUCCUCAAUAUUAACUACCAAUGUCCUGAGUCUGGCGUUUCAUAUGUUUUAAUCAAUGAGAAAACCGUUGAAUCCCUUCAGCAAACAAAAUACUCGCUAGCAACAAAUGUUGACGCAAAAUACUAUUCAGAAGAGCAAAAGGAUAAGUUUUUGCAUGAUGUGUAUACGGAAGAUGAAUUGUUAGGUGUGCAGCUCAAAAAAGAGCUUGCGGGAAAUGCAAUUUCAGAGAAAAGCUACUAG
Zygotorulaspora mrakii is the source of this 1548-nucleotide messenger RNA. RefSeq names its product Mcx1p (gene MCX1). Gene Ontology annotation, molecular function: ATP binding; ATP hydrolysis activity. The record is from RefSeq and is a predicted model, not a curated record. Lineage: Eukaryota; Fungi; Ascomycota; Saccharomycetes; Saccharomycetales; Saccharomycetaceae. The transcript has a single exon. Gene Ontology annotation, cellular component: mitochondrial matrix. Gene Ontology annotation, biological process: proteolysis; protein catabolic process. The coding region runs from base 1 to 1548 and encodes 515 amino acids.